AUGAAUACACGAUUACCAUCCAAUAACAUGCACAAUGUUCAAAGACCCUUUAAACGAAACCUUAAUCAAAACCUUUAAGAUGCAAAAGACUUCUAUAGUCAUCUCUCUGGAGAUAAUGAAUUUCAAAAAGAAUGGAAAAAAGUUGAAUGUAUGAUUAAAUUUUUAAAUUAUAUAGAUCAUAAUCCAAAAGAUCUGAGUUGGACUUAGUUUUGA
This is a messenger RNA of Paramecium primaurelia, 213 nucleotides long. NCBI's taxonomy places the organism in Eukaryota, Ciliophora, Oligohymenophorea, Peniculida, Parameciidae. The record is from the annotation of a GenBank genome assembly.